Pyrus x bretschneideri (Chinese white pear) is the source of this 2484-nucleotide messenger RNA. RefSeq names its product putative pectinesterase 63. Gene Ontology annotation, molecular function: pectinesterase activity. Lineage: Eukaryota; Viridiplantae; Streptophyta; Magnoliopsida; Rosales; Rosaceae. The transcript is spliced from 4 exons. The coding region runs from base 843 to 1943 and encodes 366 amino acids. The record is from RefSeq and is a predicted model, not a curated record. Gene Ontology annotation, biological process: cell wall modification.
UUAACACCUUCACUCUCUUAACAGUGAGAAGCCCUCAUGUUAAGUUUAUGAAUCCCUUAAGAAAGGGCUAGAGUUCCUAUUCUCAGCCCAAACUGUAUCCAAGUCCAUACAGCUUCAAAUUGCAAACGCUGUUUCCCAAGAAGCAGUUGACAUUCUGCUAUUUUGGGCGUGGCAAAAAAAACUGCUACUCCGCUGCCAACCUCCCCUUUUCCUACUUAAAACAACUUCAUCUGUUACUUCUCUCGUAUUGUCAUACACCAACUUCUCCUCUUUGUCCACCCAAACCCUCCUUUUACCCAGAUUCCUCCAACCUCUUCACAUCCUAAUUCGCAACUCAUAAACCAGUAGCCACCUUAAAUAUUUACCUUCCCCAAUAUUCUUGCAUACGUACAAUUGUUGUACACAAUUUCCCUCUCACAUAACUUGUUACAUAACUCUACCACGUGACAAGUUUUUUUACAUAGAAUACAAAUUCUCUUCUUCUUUGUACCUUCAAGAAAACUUUGAUCACACGAACCAUCCCCAUAACUCGUACACGAGUAAAUAAAGAAUCGUGGCGAGUGGAACAUACACAAGAGAGAUGCAAGAACUUUUUUCUUUUUCUUGCAUCAUCACCAACACCAAGUUUAUAUAAGCAUAUACAACAAUCCAAGAAAUCAUUUAAAACCAAAGCAUGAAAUUCAGUAACAAGCUGCACGUAUAGCAAUGUGUCCGUACGUCUCUUUUUUUUGUUCUUCCACUUUCUAAAUUCCUUCUCUCUCUAAACAUUCCCACACCACCAACUUCUUACCCAUCAAAUCAAUCAAACCCUAAACAUUUUCAAGAAAUCCAAGAAUUCACUAAUGGCACCACUAUUAGCAUUUCUUCUGGUUGUCAACAUCUUCAUAAACUCACCUCAACUCGGGCUGAGUCGCCCCAACCUCAUCCCCCCCAACUUCUCCCAACUCGACUCGUGGAUCGCCCACAACAUGAGGGGCUACACCAACCUUAAGGCCACCCAAGCCACUCUCCGCUUCGACGCCCAAAUUCUCUCUGCCGAGGAAAUCGUCAGAAUCAUAACCGUCAGGAAAGACGGAACCGGCCAAUUCAGAACCGUCACAGACGCCGUGAACAGCAUUCCUUCUGGGAACACAAGGCGCGUCGUGGUUUUCAUCGGCGGGGGCGUGUAUACGGAGAAGAUUCUUGUUGACGCGUCGAAGCCGUUCGUGACGUUUUACGGGGACCAGAACGACGUGCCGUCAAUCACGUUCGAUGGCACGGCGUUGAAGUACGGGACGUGGAAUAGUUCCACGGUGGCGGUGGAGUCCGACUACUUCGUGGCCGUCAAUAUUGCGUUCGUGAAUUCAGCUCCGAUGCCGGACGGAAUAAGGCCGGGGGCACAGGCGGUGGCGAUGAGGAUAUCAGGAGACAAGGCAGCGUUCCACAACUGCAGGUUCAUAGGAUUUCAAGACACGUUAUUGGAUGAUAGGGGGAGACAUUUCUUCAAGGAUUGCCACAUCCAAGGCACGGUCGAUUUCAUCUUUGGCAAUGGCAAAUCCCUCUACUUGAAUAAUAUGAUACAUUCAGUUGCAAAUGGUAUGGGGGUGAUAACGGCACAUGCUAGGGAAAAUGUGGAAGACGAUAGUGGUUUUGCAUUUGUGCAUUGCAACAUAACGGGGACAGGUGACACAUUUCUUGGGCGAGCUUGGAGGGAGAGACCUAGGGUUGUGUUUGCUUACACAUACAUGGGCUCUCUCAUCGAUAAACAAGGAUGGUCUGACUACAUGCAUACCGAGCGUGACAAGACUGUGUUUUAUGGAGAGUACAAGUGUAUGGGACCGGGUUCGAGCUCAUCGGGUCGGGUCAAGUAUGCAAGAAUGUUAUCUGAUGAAGAAGCAAAGCCCUUUCUCAGCCUGACUUUCAUCAAAGGAACAAAGUGGGUUCUCCCACCUCCCAAGAUAUGAAUUAUAUAUAUGUAUACUGCUCAUAUCAUCAGUAUAUAUAUGUGUGUAUCAAUGUAGUAAAUAAAAUGAGGAAUACUAGGUUGAAGGUCAAGGGAAACUAGCCAGGCCAGCAUUAAUGUGCUCUCCUGUAAGUGUCUUACCAUGUGUAUAUAGUUUACCCCAUGUUGUAAGCUUGUAACUUUGCAAGAAAAGCAAGUUAUUUAGUGAAAAUUGGGGUUUCUAUACACCACAUAGUAUUUGAUUUUUUUUUUUCUUGGAUAGAGGAGAUAACCUACCACACAUUGGUAACAAACUAAUCCACAUCCUCAUGCAGCUUUAAUAGUGUACGAGACGGUCAUAUUUUUGUCUUUCGGUCAAACCUUACGCCAAAACAAACCUGAUGACCCCAAAAAUGCAUGCAUCCAUGGGAGCUCGAACUCGAAUUGGAGGCUUCAACUCUUGACCAAUCCCUUGGGGUUAGCUAGGAGUUAUACCACAUCAUAUAAUUAUCAUUGUAACUAACAACUAUUUACUAUGAAUUUUCUCUCUUGCACAAGGACCA